Nematolebias whitei (Rio pearlfish) is the source of this 1307-nucleotide messenger RNA. Its product is annotated as coiled-coil domain-containing protein 134. The record is from RefSeq and is a predicted model, not a curated record. The coding region runs from base 266 to 943 and encodes 225 amino acids. Lineage: Eukaryota; Metazoa; Chordata; Actinopteri; Cyprinodontiformes; Rivulidae. The transcript is spliced from 7 exons.
CCAAGUCGAGGCAGCCGGUGCGAUCGUGGCGCUGGUUGAGUGGAACCUCGAGAGCCGCAUGUAAAUGAACCGACCUCCCUGCUGCUGUCGCCUGGAGAUCGAGAAAGGAAAGAAAACCCCUCCAGUCUUUUUGUUUUGACCAUCUUGACCGGGAAUAUAGAAGGUUUAAAGUGCUCCGUGGAGCUAAUCGCUGUUUUCUCGGCGCCGCUGCUCGGCCAUAAUUUCCAGUGGCUCCUAGAAGUGCCUCUGCUGCCCCCUGGUGACCAUGUGGAGUGUGGGCGCAGUGAUCCUGGCCCUCACGGCCCUCAGCUCUGCAGACACCCAGAGACCGCGACACGACUCCAACCUGGAGAUCUACAAGCGGCUGUUUGAAACCAAGAGGAAAGACCAGCUGAACGCUUUGAAGAACCUCGUCGAGCUGAACGACAUCAACCAGCAGUACAAGAUCAUAGACAUCAUGCUCAAAGGGCUUUUCAAGGUGUUGGAAGACUCGAGACAAAUCUUGGUGGCGGCCAACAUGCAGCCCGAUGACCCGUUCCCCAUGGAUGACAAGAUCAAAGAAGCUUAUUCCCACGUGGUGGAGAACACGGCGUUUUUCGGGGACGUGGCGCUGCGCUUCCCUCGUAUCGUCCACCACUACUACGACCGCAACUCGGACUGGAGCGGUCUGCUGCGCUGGGGGCUGAGUUUCUGUAACCAGACGGGGGUCUUCACCGGAGGAGCCCACCAGCACGUCCUCACACUUAUGUCCCAGGAGCUGGGAAUAACAGAGAAAUCCCCAGACUUCAUGAACCCGUACCGCACAGAAAGAGACGAUGUUCUUCAUACAGCCGAAGCUUUCCAGAAGAUCCUGAGGGAGGAGGAGAAGAGGAGGAGGAAGGAGGAGAAGAGGAAAGAAAUCCGAAAAGGCCCUCGCAUCUCCCGCUCCCGCGCGGAACUAUAGCGCCGCUCAUCAGCGCAAGCAACGACAAAAGAGGAGAGCGAGCGUGUAUAAAGUCCACGAGACUUGUAGACUGUGACGACGGUGGAGAAACGAGCGCUGCCGUCCACCGUAGGAAAGCAAGGUGCUCUGAUGUAAACAACAGAGGAAACCUCAAUGAGACGCAAAACUAGUGGAAGAGGAGGUUAGUCAGGUUCUGACGAAGGCUUAAACUUGCCCGUCAGCUGUCAUUUAUAAUUGAAUCAAACUUACCAUUACAGGAUGUUUCUAUUAAACGAGGGAAACACGUUCUCUGAAUACACGAGGGUUAUCCCGCAGAACUUUAAAACUAUUAUUCCUUUUCAAAGUUUACUUCAGAACUUCAAAA